This is a messenger RNA of Sceloporus undulatus (fence lizard), 1510 nucleotides long. It is a transcript of the gene ANXA3, whose product is annotated as annexin A3. Bases 162 to 1136 code for a protein of 324 amino acids. Gene Ontology annotation, cellular component: cytoplasm. Gene Ontology annotation, molecular function: calcium ion binding; phospholipase inhibitor activity; calcium-dependent phospholipid binding. The transcript is spliced from 13 exons. The record is from RefSeq and is a predicted model, not a curated record. NCBI's taxonomy places the organism in Eukaryota, Metazoa, Chordata, Lepidosauria, Squamata, Phrynosomatidae.
GGGGAAAGUGGCCUGCCUCACCCAGCCAUCCUCUCUCCGCCUCCAGAGCCGGAGCCAGAACCAGAGCAAGGAAGACUCAGCCCAACUUUCCCCGCUGCUGCAAGUGGGGCGAAUCCGAUUGCGCGGCCAAGUCAGCAGAGUUUUGCUGAGAAGAGGAAACUAUGGCGGCUUCUGUUUGGGUUGGCAAUAGAGGGACAAUACGGGAUUACCCUGGUUUUAAUGCAUCAAGAGAUGCCGAGGCAGUUCGGAAAGCAAUCAGGGGAAUAGGCACGGACGAAAAAACCCUGAUCGACAUCAUUACUGGGAGAUCAAAUGCUCAGCGACAACUGAUUGCCAGGGAAUACAAGGCAGCUGCAGGAAAGGAACUCAAAGAUGCUUUGAAGGGUGAUCUGUCAGGAAAUCUAGAGCGUGUUAUGGUCGCUCUUGUAACACCUCCAGCAUUGUUUGAUGCUAAGCAACUAAAGAAAUCCAUGAAAGGUCCUGGAACUGCUGAACAUGCCUUGAUUGAAAUCCUUGCCUCAAGGACCAGCAAGCAAAUGAAAGAAGUAGCCCAGGCUUACUAUACAGUUUAUAAGAAGAGUCUUGGGGACGAUCUCAGCUCUGACACAUCUGGGGACUUCAGGAAAGCACUGUUAACUCUAGCAGAUAGCAGGCGAGAUGAAAGUCAAAGAGCAGAUGAACAGGUUGCAAAGAAGGAUGCCCAGAUUCUGUACAGUGCUGGUGAGAAGAGGUGGGGGACUGAUGAAGACAAAUUCAUUGAAGUUCUCUGCUUCAGCAGCUUUCCACAGCUGAAACUAACCUUUGAUGAAUACAGAAACAUCAGUGGAAAGAAAAUAGAAGACAGUAUAAAAGGUGAAUUGUCAGGACAUUUUGAAGACUUGCUGCUGGCCAUUGUUAAAUGUGCGAACAACACUCCUGCAUUCUUUGCUGAAAGACUACACAAGAGUUUGAAGGGAGCUGGGACUGAUGAAUUCACCCUGAACAGAAUCCUGGUAUCCAGGUCAGAAAUUGACCUUUUGGAUAUUCGAGCUGAAUAUAAGAAACUGUAUGGAGUCUCCUUGUAUUCAGCUAUUAAAUCUGACACUUCUGGGGAUUAUGGGACUACGUUGCUCAGGAUUUGUGGUGGAGACGACUGAUGGGAAGACCCAGCAGCCCAAGUGCUGAGCUGUGUCUUUUCUUGCUGCCCUCUGCAGUUCUUGUCGGUGGAGCUUUUAAAUGUUUAAGCGAGUGUAAAAUUGCCACCAUGCUUUCGACUGCUUUCUCAUUAGGCAUCAUAACAAACAGAUGCUUAUUUAGUGCAUCCCUUCAGGCCACUGAUGACACUCAUUUCACCACACACUGUGAUUUUGGAUGAAAUAUGUGCUCAAAAAUUGUACAGGCCAAAUCUGCGCAGCGCCACAAAAAUGGUUAGUGCCUGCAUGGUUCAUCUGUUGAAAUAUUAAAAACAAAUGACUGGUAUGGAUCCAGUGUUUCUCUUGGAAUGCCCAUGAUUGGAAUAAAAUGCUCUUUC